Paramecium pentaurelia is the source of this 1789-nucleotide messenger RNA. Lineage: Eukaryota; Ciliophora; Oligohymenophorea; Peniculida; Parameciidae. The record is from the annotation of a GenBank genome assembly.
AUGAUCAAUAAUUAGAAACAAUAACUUUAAAGGAAAAUUUUUCAGGACAGAAUCCAAAUAUAUAGGAUCAAAUAUGGCCUCGUGACUAUAAAUUAAAUAUAUAUCAAGUGGAUAAAUCUAUACAUUAUUAAAUGUCAACAAAUAAGUAAUUACCUAUGGAGAUUAAAUGUUAAAAUAAUCGUUAACUUUCAUUUUGUGGAUUACUGUUUAAGAAAAAAAACCAUAUAUAGACAAAGUUCUUUUAAAAUAGAAAUUGAAUAUAAUUUGGCUUACUAUUUAGAUGUUAUUUCGUUAUCUUGUAUAUUUAAAUGUAGUAUAUGCAUAAACAAUCUAUUUUUAUAAUGUAAUUAUGGGUAUUACUUAAACAGAUAUAACAAUUUAUGUGAGACUCUUUGUGGAGAUUCUAUCAAUUAAGGUAAUGAAUAAUGUGAUGAUGGUAACUCAGAUAACUAUGAUGGUUGUUCUAAUUGUGAAUUGAUUUAAUAUGAAAAAUGUGAUAUAGAAUAGGAUAUCUAAAAAUAUUGUUGUGCUGUCUGUUACUAUGGUAAAUGCUUAAAAUGUAAUGAAGGAUUUCUAUUAAAUGGUGAUCUUUGUAUUUCAAUAUGUUGGGAUGGUUUAAUUAAUCCAAUAGAAGAAGAAUGUGAUGUUUAAAGUGGAGAUGGAUGCAUUGAUUGUAAAAUAUAAAAUGGUUAUGUUUGUGAUAAAUUAAACUUUUCAACAUGUAAGACAUGUGAUAAAGAGUGUACUUAAUGUUUAAAUUUAGAUAGGAUCAAUUUAUUUUGUAAAUCAUGCAUUGAUGAGUAUUACAAUGUAGAAGAUUAAUGCUAAUUAUGUGAUUCAAAUUGUAUUAAUUGCAAAUUGCAAUCAAAUUUAUGUACAUCAUGUUAUCGAUCUGAUUGAGAUUUUUGUGAAUCAAUCCCUGGUCUAUUUGGAGAUAUAAAAACUAAGUAAUGUAAUUCUAUUUGUGGUGAUGGAAUUGUCGCUGAAUCAUAUGAGUAGUGUGAUGAUAAUAACCAAAAUAAUGGAGACGGCUGUGAUUCUUAAUGUAAUUUAGAAUUCUCAGAUAUUGAAAUUAAUAAAAUGAAGUAUUAUUUAUCCUAAACUAAUAAUACUUAUGAUUUGAAACUAAACUCUGAAUAUCAAUUCAAAAUUUUAUGCAAUACUAUUAAUAUAAUCAUUGACAAUAUGGAUAUUUAAGAUUACAACUAUAAUUAUACUUAAGUAGAUGUAUUGACUUGUAGUUUAAAAAAAUUUGAUUUUAAGAAAUCCAUCUAUAAAUUUAAUACAAUUCAUGCAAAAUUAUUGUAUACAAAUUCUAUAAACAGAAUACUUUCUGAAAAUGAUAGAAGUAUUUUAUAUGAUAUCACACCGAAUGAGUAUAUUGUUUUAAAUAACAAUGAGUUGGAUCAAUAAUUUCUAUUUUCUUAAUGUUAAUUAUCCUUUCAAUGUGGAAUUAUUCUUCUUAAGUAGUGAUUUGUCAAACCUCAUUGGUUUUCCAACUUAUUAAGGAUUGAAUCAACCUGAUUGUAAUUAUUACUUUGAAGCACCAAAAAGAUUCAAAGAUAAAGGUAUUUAUCUAUUAUUCAUUAACUUAUAAGUUCCAUUUAUGUUUUUACUAUCUUCUAUCAUCAUAUUCCUAAUAAACUAUUUACUUUAUUCAUUCUUUUCUCUACUUAAUGAUGCCUUGAAAAUAAAAAUACCUAUAAAAAAGGAGAAACAUUUUAGUAUUUUUUAUAUUUCUAUUAAAAAAUAAAAUCGGUAAAAUUCAAUCAAAGUCAAUCAAUAAUGA